Messenger RNA from Bombina bombina (fire-bellied toad), 4454 nucleotides. RefSeq names its product oocyte zinc finger protein XlCOF6.1-like. NCBI's taxonomy places the organism in Eukaryota, Metazoa, Chordata, Amphibia, Anura, Bombinatoridae. The transcript is spliced from 6 exons. The coding region runs from base 681 to 1892 and encodes 403 amino acids. The record is from RefSeq and is a predicted model, not a curated record.
UUCCUUUACAUAUGUUGAUAGGGACCCAGUGAGGGGAUCUAAAAGGUGCUGCACUAGCUUACAACACAACUUGUUUGUCUACCGAAAGGAUGUAAUGUGAUUGUGCUGACCCUUUGACUUUUUCUACAUACCCCUGCAGUAAAUCAGCUUUUACAUUUAGCUCUGCAGUUUAGUGCUUAAAGGGACGUUGUGCACUAGAUUUUUCUUUGCAUAAAUGUUUUGUAGGUGAUCCAUUUAUAUAGCCCAUCUGGGAGUGGUUUUGUAACAAUAUAUAGUUUUGCUUACUUUUUAAUAAAAUGUUUAAUAUCAUUUUCAGACUCCUAAACAAGCCCCAAAGUAUCAGAUGUAGGCUAAAAAGUCUACAGAUUCCUGCUUUCUCCUGUUUGUUUAAUCUGUCUUUUCAUAUGCAUGGGAGGGACAGAGUGUCUGCUUUUCCUGUUUUCACAGUCUCACUGAGUGUCCCAGCCUAACCUCAUCAACAGUACCAAACUUGGAGCUUCUAAGUUGCUAUGACUUGAGCGCCGCCUGAUGACGUGUGCUCCGUUUUGUGCGCCUUCUGUAAUGCACUUGGUGAUUGAGGUUACUGUGAAGAUCACGUACAAUACGCGUCACUGCAUUUUCUCAGUAAAGGAGAAACAUUAUAAGAAUAUCUGACAAAUUCAGUCACGCUGAACAAGACAAUGUCUGACAAGACUGAGAACCAAACCUCAGAGCUUCCUGAUUCACAAAGAGGGCAUCUAGAGGAAAACCCGGGCACUGGGCUAUUAAAUGUGAAGGAAGAGAAUGAGACAGAUGACGUGAAUAGUCAUCAGACUGAAAUACAUUGGUCCCUCCCUGCCGACGCAGAUAACGCUGAUAUAGUGAAAGUUGAGAUAACAGAAGAUCUGUUUAAGUUUGAUCAGGUGAAGACUGAGGAGGAUGAAGUUCCUAUAAAUACGGCUACAGGUGGAUUCACAAACUGCAACAAUCCUUCUCAUGAUCAGCUAGCAGAUGCUUCUUUCAAUCUUUUCCAAAACCAAAUAAGUCAAGUAGGAAAUGUAUGUUCUGAAUGUGGAAAAUGCUUUAACCACAAAUCAGAUCUUAAUAAACAUCUAAAAAUUCAUACAGGAGAGAAGCGAUUUUCAUGUGCUGAAUGUGGGAAAUGUUUUACACAGAAAUCACAUCUUAUUUGCCAUAUGAAAAUUCAUACAGGAGAGAGAGAAUUUUCAUGUUCUAAAUGUGGGAAAUGUUUUACCUUGAAGUCAAAUCUUAUUAAACAUCUGAAAACUCAUACAGGAGAGAGGGGAUUUUCAUGUUCUGAAUGUGGGAAAUGUUUUAAUCUGAAAUCAUCUCUUAUUAGGCAUCAGAAAAUCCAUACAGGGGAGAAAGAAUUUUCGUGUUCUCAAUGUGGGAAAUGUUUUGCUCUGAAAUUAUCUUUUAUUAGGCAUCAAAAAAUUCAUACAGGGGAGAAAGGAUUUCCGUGCUCUGAAUGUGGGAAAUGUUUUGCUCUUAAAACUACUCUUAAUUACCAUAAGAAAAUUCAUACAGGAGAGAACAAGUUUUCAUGUUCUGAGUGUGGGAAAUGUUUUACUUGGAAAUCAGCUCUUAAUAGACAUUUAAAAAUUCAUACAGGAGAGAAUGCAUUGUCAUGGUCUGAAUGUUCUGAGUGUGGGAAAUGUUUUACCACAAAAUCAUAUCUUAUUGACCAUCAGAAGAUUCAUACAGGAGAGAAAGAAUUUUCAUGCUCUGACUGUGGGAAAUGUUUUACUCAGAAAUCAAAUCUUAUUACACAUCAGAACAUUCAUACAGGAGAGAAAGCAUUUUCAUGUUCUGAGUGUGGGAAAUGUUUUACCUGGAAAUCAGCUCUUAAUAGACAUCUAAAAAUUCAUACAGGAGAGAAAGUAUUUUCAUGAUCUAAAUAUUCUGAAUGUAGCAAAUGUUUUAACAUGAAAGGAAAUCUUGUUCAUCAAAAAAAUCAUAUUAAAGCAAUUAGGGGAAAUCAGAGCUUAAAGGAACAGUUUACUCAAAAAAUGUCUCCCCUUUAAUUUGUUUCAAAUUAUUCACUAGAGUGUAUUAAAUUGUUUACAAGUAUUUCCAUUACCCUUAUAUUGGCAUUUAAAAUAGUUUAUUUAGCCUGUGCUAUCCCCCACCCAUCCUGAAAGUUGGCUUCAAGGCCAAGAUGUGUUAACACAGCCAGUAGAAAAAUAAACUCCCAGUGGGUUAUAGAAGAGAUACGGUAAUACAAUGUUAAUUUUUCGUUGAUUUCUCCAAGUAUUGGUGAUUGGCUUAUGGACAGAUAUAAGAUAAAGAAGCAGGUAUAUGUACACAAUGUGAUAAAGUAAUGAGAUCUGAUUAUACCUACAAGCUAAAACCAUUGUAUUAGGUUGUGGCUUUAAAAUACAAAAUGAGCUAAUUCAUAUACACAAAUAAGCCUUUAAAGGGACAAUCUACACCAGAAUUUUUAUUGUUUUAAAAGAUAGAUAAUCCCUUUAUUACCCAUUUCCAAGUUUUGCAUAACCAACACAGUUAUAAUAAUAUACUUUUAACCUCUGUGAUUAUCUUGUAUCUAAGCCUCUGCAAACUGCCCCUUUUUUCAGUUCUUUUAACAGACUUGCAGUCUAGCCAAUCAGUGCCUGCUCCCAGAUAACUUCUCUGGCACGAGCACAGUGUUAUCUGUAUGAAAUAUGUGAACUAACACCCUCUAGUGGUGAAAAACUGUUAAAAUGCAAUCUGAAAGAGGUGGGCUUCAAGGUCUAAGAAAUUAGCAUAUGAACCUUCUAGGUUAAGCUUUCAACUAAGAAUACCAAGAGUACAAAGCAAAAUUGGUGAUAAAAGUAAAUUGGAAAAUUAUUUAAAAUUACAUGCUCUAUCUGAAUCAUGAAAGUUUAUUUUGGCCUAGACUGUCCCUUUUAAAAAAAAAAAAAGCAAAUCUCAUAUAUUUUAUACUCUGCCGCUGGUAAAAGUAAUUUGAAACAUAUUAAGGGAAAGACAAUUGUAUAGUAUACUGUCCCUUUAACCUUUUAAAUGCAGUAGGCAACAUGUAGUCGUUAUCUACACAAUGUCUAGAGCGUAGAUUAUGACUACGUCUUUCUCUGGAGGAGUGCACAUUUGCAGUUGUUUGAGACCUCAAGCACUUAAAGGACCAGUCAAUACAGUAGAUUUGCAUAAUCAACAAAUGCAUGAUAAGAAGACAAUGCAAAAGCACUUAGUCUGAACUUCAAAUGAGUAGUAGAUUUAUAUUAAAUAAAUUGCAAAGUUAAGUAUAUUUCCACCCCCCCCUGUAUCAUGUGACAGCCAUCAGCCAAUCACAAAUGCAUAUACGUAUAUGCUGUGAAUUCUUGCACAUGCUCAGUAGGAGUUGGUGACUCAAAGUGUAAAUAUAAAAAGACUGCACAUUUUGUUAAUUGAAGUAAAUUGGAAAGUUGUUUAAAAUUGCAUGCUGUAUCAGAAUCUUGAAGUUUAAUUUUGACUUGAGUGUCCCAUUAAGGUGGUCCAGUGUGUUUUUAAUCCCCUGGGGGAUCUGGGGUUCAUGUAUAAUUUUAAAUAGUCAAGUGAUUAUGUGGAAUUAAAGAAACAUAAUACUCCUAUGAUGAAUCACUUAAAGUGAUGCAGCAGAACUGUUAAAAUCUGACAAGAAAAUAUCACAUGAGCAUCUCUAUGUAAAAAAUUAAGAUAUUUUACCUCAAAAUGUCUUCAGAUCACCAGAGUAAGUGCAGUUAUACUUUAGCUGUUGUCCAGCUUCAAGUUAAAAAAAAAACAAUAGCCAGUUAGCAUCAGCAGUACUGAGGUAAUGCUUUGCCUUUGCUGUGAUUUCAUGAGAUUUCAGAUAAUUUACUUAAACUGAAUAGGAAAAUAACAUGACCCAGUGCCUGCACAUGACAGAAGCACACUCCCUAGCUUGUCCUGGGACAAGCAUCCUGACUGGCUGCUUAAAGUCUCUUUAGAGUGGAGUGUGAAAAUGUAGGACAUUUUUGGUAAAAUAUCUUCCUUUUUUACUGGUGAUGUUUUCUAGUCAGAUUUUUACAUGCUGCCUCACUUUCAUGUGCUUCAACAUUUGGGUAUCAUGUCCCUUUAAUAAUAUUUUCAUUUAUUUGAGCGGAAGCUCAUGGAAGGGAGCCCCUAUUUGCAGAUCAAAUAUAUAUUCAUAUACCCAAACACUGAGACAGAGUUUCCCUUGCUGGAAUUUUAAUUGGCCCAAACUGCCGAAAGUUAUUUUCUGGAUUAGGAUAGCAGUGGAUACAUAAAAUGCUAAAAUAAAACAAAAACACUUUUUUUUUUUUACUUUUGACAUUCAAUUACUAAUUGUCUGUAGAAAAUCACUGAAACAUUCUCCAUUUAUGCUUAUGUUAGAAAGGUUACUUAAUACUAUUAUAGAUCUACAAAAGUUUUAACUAUGAAGUUAACAAAAAACAACACAUUGUAUUGUUUACAAUUUUUGUUAAUUAAAAUUCUAAUAAAUUCUUUUACACAUUUUA